Molecule: messenger RNA, 1011 nt
Organism: Lasiodiplodia theobromae
Lineage: Eukaryota; Fungi; Ascomycota; Dothideomycetes; Botryosphaeriales; Botryosphaeriaceae
Product: Alpha beta hydrolase fold protein
Exons: 1
Coding region: 1-1011 (336 amino acids)
Molecular function (GO): catalytic activity
Source: RefSeq, a predicted model, not a curated record
AUGGACAAGUUCGCCAAAAAGACCUUCACGACCUCGCGGUCACUGACCUACACCUACUACGACUCGGCCCGUCCCACCGACGACCCGCACAAACCCGUCUUCUUCCUCCUCCACGGCUUCCCGGACAACGCGCACCUCUGGAAAGAAGUGAUCCCGCACCUGCUCCCGCUCCCCAACCGCAUCAUCGUCCCGGACCAACUCGGCUACGGCAGCACCUCGCGGCCCACCGACGCGGCCCUCUUCAACUCCAAGGACCUGACCGCCGACUACGUCGAACUCCUGCGCGCCGAGCACGUGACGUCCAACGUCGUCGUCGUGGGCCACGACUGGGGUUCCUUCAGCGCGCAGCGCGUGUGGCUGUGGGCGCCGGAGCUGGUCGUCGGCGUGGCGCUGCUCAACGUCGCGUACAUCCCGCCGUCCGAGACGCCGUUCGACCUCGCGGCCGCGAACGCGUUUUUCGAGCAGGCGACGGGCUUGCCGCGGUACGCGUACUGGGAGCUGUUCACGGCCGAGGAUGGCGCCGAGGUGUGCGAUAAGCACCUCGAGAGCUUGUGGCACGUUGCGCACGGCAACAGGCCGAAUUGGAUGCGCGAUAUGUUCUGCGUGCGCGGCGCGAUGAGGGAGUUCUUGCUGGCGGAUCGGAGGGAUGUCGAGUUGCACGAGUAUGCGAAGCCCGGGAACGGGUGGAGGGAGGAGUGGCUGCAGAGCGUGCGGGAGGGCGGUGGCUUGGCGAGCGCGCUGUGCUGCUACAAGGCCUUGGCCCAUAACCACCAUUACGAGGUCGAGAAGGAGUUGCCGAAGGAGCGCAUCCCCGUCACCGUGCCGACCUUCUUCCUCGGGUGCGACCGCGAUGAUGUGUGUCUGUCGGCCUUGAUCGAGAAGAACAGGGCCGAUGGCCAUGUGGGGCCGGAUUUGACCGUUAAGAAUAUUGAUUCGGCCCAUUGGUGCCCUAUGGAGAAGCCGGAUGAGGUCGGUAAGGCCCUGUAUGAGUGGCUGUCCUCGAAGUUCUGA